Molecule: messenger RNA, 1462 nt
Organism: Agrilus planipennis (emerald ash borer)
Lineage: Eukaryota; Metazoa; Arthropoda; Insecta; Coleoptera; Buprestidae
Product: L-lactate dehydrogenase-like
Exons: 6
Coding region: 187-1440 (417 amino acids)
Biological process (GO): carboxylic acid metabolic process
Cellular component (GO): cytoplasm
Molecular function (GO): L-lactate dehydrogenase (NAD+) activity
Source: RefSeq, a predicted model, not a curated record
AAAAAAGGAUCUUAGGUGCCAUAUGUCCGUAUAGAAAGAAAAAAAUAUAUAUAAAAUCAAAAUUAACCCGUAAACGUCAAAAGAAUCUCGAAACUACCCACAAUUUUUAAUUCGAGUUGGAUGAUACUCCCGUUUGGUCUAAUCAAGGAGGGUGUAAUAACAACGUGAUAGUCUGGGUGUCUGCUUAUGACCUGGGCUGAAGUGCUGUCAAAUCGACAUAUACAAAAAAGGUUCUGGAAGUUGGUGGCAUCGAUGUGCAAAGGUCACCUUGAUAAUGUUCGCCCGUUGGAAGAUACACGAGUGGUCCAAGCAAGACAUACGAAUAAACUUUCAUUAAGACCAAAUAAGUUUUCCAAUUUUCAUUUAAGUUCUAUCUGUAAUCCAAGAUUCUACAAUUUCGUCGCAGUUAAAUUAACAAUUAGAAAAACCGCAAACAUGAGGGAAUUCUCCACAAAAGACUCUUUUGUUACCAACGUUCAGCCCCAGUUAGAUCAUUCCGGUCACAAAAUCACAGUGGUUGGAGUUGGCGCGGCAGGAAUAGGAAGUGCCUUCAGUAUUCUGACCAGAAGUGUUUCAAAUGAUAUAGCUUUAGUUGAUAGUGCCCAGGAUAAAUUAGAGGGCGAAGCAUUGGAUCUGCAACACGGUUCUAGUUUUUUGCAUAACGCCAGAAUUGUAGCCAGCACCGAUUACGCAGUAACUGCUGGAUCUAGAAUUUGCGUUCUAACAGCUGGUGCACGUCUAAAGAAGGGAGAAACUCGUUUCGACUUACUCCAAAGGAAUGUUGAAAUAGCGAAGAACAUCAUUCCCCAAUUACUUAAAUAUUCUCCGGAUACAAUUCUGCUGAUUGUCAGUAACCCGGUGGACAUUCUUACUCAUAUUGCGUGGAAAAUAAGCGGACUGCCCAAAACCCGGGUUAUCGGUUCAGGGACUAAUUUAGAUUCGUCCCGCUUUAGGUUUUUGAUAUCUCAACGGCUGGGGAUAGGCCUAAGCAGCUGCCAUGGUUGGAUCAUUGGAGAACAUGGAGAUUCAAGUGUUGCCGUUUGGUCUAGUGUCAAUGUCGCAGGGGUUCGUUUGCAAACAUUGAACCCAUCGUUCGGUACGGACGGCGAUGACGAAAAAUGGUCUGAACUUCAUCAGAAAGUAAUAACCGGUGCGUACGAAGUCAAUAAACGAAAAGGAAACACAGGCUGGGCCACAGGACUCAAUGUUUCGGGUAUUUGCGAGGGGAUUCUCAAAAAUUCAAGAAACGUGUAUGCGGUCUCAGUUUUAGUUCAGGGUCUCCAUGAUAUUAAAGAGGAAGUGUUCUUAUCACUUCCGGCAGUGUUAGGUGAGAAUGGAGUCACCGAUGUGAUUAUCCAGCCACUUGAGAAUUCAGAGAAAGCGAAAUUGCAAAAAUCUGCACAAGUUUUGUCCAAAGUCAUGAAAAGUGUUAAAUGGUAGUGUAAGGUACUUAUAUUUUACA